CAAAACAAAUCCUGACGUUUAAAAUUCAGAGUCCAAAAGCUUCGUGCUGCGCUUCCCAACAAAAUCUCCGAAUGGACACGGACGUAAUCCAGAAGCUGGCCCUCGCCGUCGACCCACCGGACGAGGACUUCGAUCCGGACCUGCAGCCGGAGACGGGCGAGCAGUACCUGCAGAAGGUAAUGUACGAGCGCAAAAAGUGUCCCUCCGUGGUCGUGGUCAGACCGAGCUCGAAACGGCGCCUGCAAGCCUCCGGCAGUGGGAUCGUUCCGGCCAGCUCGGUCCGCAACCGUGCGCACCGAAUGCUGAUUCCGACCAAGGAGUGGGAAGCGAUGCAGAUUCAAAAGUUUGCCGAACUGAGAGACACCAUCACCGGCUACCGGAACAGCGCCCAGUACCAGGAAAAUUUGCAGCGGACGCAGAUCUUUCUGUGCUUUGAAAAUCGGAAGCAGCUGCACGAGUACUGUGCCAACAACCAGCCCUUUGUGCGGAUUCUGCUGAGCAUCCCUCAGCGGAACCUGGAGAUUCUGCUCGAGUAUUUGUUUGAGUGGCUUCAGGGCGACGGCGAAUCGCAGCAGGAAGAAUCGGGUGGGACCGCGGUGGCAGCCAGCAGCGAAUGGAUCACCCAGUGGAUCUAUGCCAUUCUGGCCUGUAUCAUCACGCCGCUCGAGCCGUACGUGCACAGCGUCCUGCGGGAUAUCGCCAAGACGUGCAUCGCGGCCCGGAACGAGCUGACCGCCGAGGACGAGCUGAAGGUAUUGCCGUUGAAUUUGCUUAUUUGUAUUAUCUCGAAAAACUUUCAUCAGCUCGAUCUGAGUGAUAAUAGUGCGCUGUGAGGGGAGAGUGUGGCCAUUGUUCUUUACUAUUUUUUGUAUACUUA
Culex quinquefasciatus (southern house mosquito) is the source of this 877-nucleotide messenger RNA. It is a transcript of the gene Gem2, whose product is annotated as protein Gemin2. The transcript has a single exon. Lineage: Eukaryota; Metazoa; Arthropoda; Insecta; Diptera; Culicidae. The record is from RefSeq and is a predicted model, not a curated record. Gene Ontology annotation, biological process: spliceosomal complex assembly; spliceosomal snRNP assembly. Gene Ontology annotation, cellular component: spliceosomal complex; nucleus; SMN complex. Bases 72 to 833 code for a protein of 253 amino acids.